Messenger RNA from Aspergillus alliaceus, 1108 nucleotides. RefSeq names its product YoaK family protein. Lineage: Eukaryota; Fungi; Ascomycota; Eurotiomycetes; Eurotiales; Aspergillaceae. The transcript has 2 exons. The record is from RefSeq and is a predicted model, not a curated record. Bases 149 to 961 code for a protein of 270 amino acids.
UUGCGCCCGCGCUGUCAUACCCGACCUCCCUUCUUCCUUCACAAAUACUCUGCAAACCGCUCAGGACUGGAAGUCGAAAAGGAAAAAGCCCCGAGCCACGAUCUCGUCUCUCCCGAAUUCUUAUCUGAGAUCGAUUAGACCGGAAUCAAUGAGCGGAAAUCCGUCGUCGGGCAACCCUCCCGACCUUGAAGCCUUUCAACCGCCAGCGAAGACCUCCUUCUCAGCAUGGUGGAAACAAUCCGUAAAUGUCAAAUACACCGAUCUCAUCUGUCUUCUACUCUGUUUCACCACCGGACUCUGUGAUAGCAGCGCCUACAAUGCCUGGUCCUGUUUCUUGGCAAUGCAGACCGGAAACACAAUUUUCCUCGGCCUAGGCGCUUCAGGUCAACCAACGAGCAAACCGUGGGGCUGGCUCAAAUCCCUCUGUUCAAUCGCAUUUUUCUUCAUCGGCGCGUUCAUGCUCGCCAACAUUACCCGCCGCGCCGGGGCCCGCCGACGCGGGACCCUCUUCCUCUCAUUCGUCUUCCAGUCUGUUCUCAUCAUCAUCGCCGUCGCCCUCAUCGAAGGCGACCUCAUUCCGCACACCUUAGAAGACGCCUCCUUGACAGGCGGUCGUCUUUUCCUGGAACUCAUCCCCAUCGCGCUCUUGGCAUUCCAGUCCGCCGGCUCCAUCACCUCCAGUCGGGCGCUGGGGUACAAUGAGAUCCCGACAGUGGUCCUCACCAGCGUGUAUUUCGAUGUCGCGUCCGACCCCAAACUGGCAGCUGUGCCGACGACCAAUGCGAAGCGGAAUCGGCGUAUCGGGAGUGUUGUGAUGUUGCUGGUUGGAGCUAUUGUGGGUGGGUGGUUGAGUCGGAGUAGCGGGGGCAUGCAGUCGGCGUUGUGGAUGGCCGCCGGGUUCAAGAUGGUCAUUGCCUUUGCGUGGCUAGCUUGGAAGGGCGAGGCGGCUGCAUCUAAGUAAUGGGGUUUGUGCAUAGAAGAGGGUGAUGUCCACGAGUGUUGUGUAUCGUUGGGAUAGCGGAGAAAGAUAGAGACCUUAGGUAAUGUGUGAUAGAGGAUAUUAUUAGACUAAUUUAGACCAUAGACCUAUUCACUCUUUUUUUCUGGA